This is a messenger RNA of Exophiala dermatitidis NIH/UT8656, 528 nucleotides long. RefSeq lists its product as uncharacterized. The record is from RefSeq and is a predicted model, not a curated record. Lineage: Eukaryota; Fungi; Ascomycota; Eurotiomycetes; Chaetothyriales; Herpotrichiellaceae. The transcript has 2 exons. The coding region runs from base 275 to 484 and encodes 69 amino acids.
UGACGCCGGCUGUCUGGCAAAAGAUUCCAUUCCGCCCCUUAUCCGAGUGCGCCAAACAAAAGGCUCUGAUGACCCAAUUCACCUUCUUGGCAAGGAGCAUGGCACCCCGCUAUCGUCACAAGAGUUUCAUUAUCGGGUGAUGCUUCUUCACUUCAAGUUGGUAGUGGCUCUUCGCCUCGUAUGUGGCUGAGUCCCUCCAUUAUUGUAGCCAAGUAGUUGCCGGCCAUUAUUGGUACAGGAGUUAUGUCUGUGGAAAGAGGUGCAUGAGACCUGGAUGAAAAAGCCCCCCGUUAAACGACCAUAUCCAGCACAACUUGAAAAAUCGCAGAGACACCUGUAUUUUCAAAGUGGAGAGUAUAGUAAGGGGACUACUCGCUUGAAAAUGGUCCAAUCUGCCAGGCAAGAAUCGGAAAUUCCAGUUGUAACUGGUAUUGGAGUCUGCGGCAAGGUGCUCAGCGCACUUCAUCUUUUGGAACGGAAGUAAUUGUAGGUGUGUAGCAAACUCAAGCGAACCGAAGUCAGUGCGAG